Puma concolor (puma) is the source of this 717-nucleotide messenger RNA. The record is from RefSeq and is a predicted model, not a curated record. Lineage: Eukaryota; Metazoa; Chordata; Mammalia; Carnivora; Felidae.
AUGCCCCUUCCUCCUGCGACCCAACCACCAGCCGGCGGAAACGCGGAAGUCUCGCGGAGCGCAGCGGACACACCGCUGCACCACCCCCACCACGAGUCCGAGACGCCCUCGGGCCCGACCGCAAACGCGCCCCGGAGCGCUCCGCGGGUGGCCGGCCCCCAAAGGUGCCCGGGGAGCAUCCCUGGGUUGCACGCGCACCUGGGGGACAAAGAGGUUGCUGGCGGAGGCGGGACGCGGCGGCCGGAGCCCGAGGACCGGCCGGGCCGAGCCGCCGCGGGGCUGGGACCAAGCGGCGCGCGCCGCGGGAGGCUGCCGGCCCCGCCCCUGCUCGUCGCCGGGGGGCGGGGGGGAGGGGGCUGCCACUGGCACGUGCCGCCCCGCAGCGCCGGGCGCGCGCCAGACCGAAUCCCAGGGGCGACGCGGCUUCUCCAUUACCUCCGCCCAGCUCUGGCUUCCGCGGACGCCACUUCCCUCUUCCUCGGCUCGGCUGCAAGGUCGACAGGCCUCCCCGCCGCCCUAGGGGAGGAGGCGCCCGCUUCCCGCUCCUCUCCGGGCCUGGAGAGUGGAGCUCCGAGCUCCGGAGCGCGGGGCCCUAGGAGGACCGAUCCCCCACUUGAUCCCUCUAGCUCCCUGACCCCGUACCCCGACUCGCCAUUUUGGGCUCUGUGGACCGGGCCCAACCGGAAAAGAAAGGAUGCGCUUCCGGUGGCUUUGUGA